GCGUGCCCGCCAUGGCUGCGCCCAGCGUGUUCCUGCUGGCCGUCAGCGGCGAGAUCGAGAGCGGGGAGUUCCCGGGAUUCGAUGACCUCUACUGCAAGUUCUCCUUCGUCUACGGCCAGGACUGGGUCCCCACGGCGGGCCUGGAGGAGGGAAUCUCCCAGAUCACCUCCAAGAGCAGCGUCUCGCCCACCACGCUGGUCUGGAACUUCCCCAUCGACAUCACCUUCAAGAGCACCAACCCUUUUGGCUGGCCGCAGAUCGUGCUCAGCGUCUACGGGCCCGACUUCUUCGGCCACGACGUGGUGAGGGGUUACGGCGCCGUCCACGUGCCCUUCGUGCCGGGCAGGCACAAAAGAACCAUUGCUAUGUUCGUCCCUGAGUCCACCUCGAGGCUGCAGCAGCUCACAAGCUGGUUCACGGGGAGACGCCCGGAAUUCACCGACCCCAAGGUGGUGGCGCAGGGAGAAGGACGGGAAGUGACCAGGGUGCGAUCCCAAGGCUUCGUCACCGUCUCCUUCAACGUGAUGACCAAAGAUCUGCACAAGCUGGGCUACGACGUCCCCGCCGCUGAGGGGCCUGGGCCUCAGGGCUUCCACGGCUUCUGAGCUCCCCAGGACCUGCUCAAAGCUCCUCGGGGCUUUUUUAGGGGAAAGGAGGAGCUGCUUCAACUCAAUCAUUCCCCAAAAAAACCCCACACAACAAACCCACCAGCCCGGGAGGAUUUGGGGAAAUGACCGAGCCUGAUCCUCUCAGUGAGGUUGAAGUAUUGUGGGAAUUGAUGUUAUUGGUAACUUUCAGUGUUUUUAGGGGUCAGAGUAAGGCCUGGAACAAAAUAUUUUUAUAGCAGCCUUUUGUACACCUUUUUAUAGAAUUAAUGGCACAGAAAGCUUCGAGCUGUAGCAGUUUCCCUGCAGUUAAAACUUUGCAAACCCAGUUACGUUUCAGUGAUUUUUUUGGUUGUUUUUUUUUAAUUUGUUUUGUUGUUGUUUUGGGCUAUUUUUUUUUUUUUUUUGUGGGUUUCUGUUGUUGUUGCAAACGAGGAACUGAAAUUAUUGCACCUUCCAGAAAUGGUCCUGUGAAAUUCGUCCCCCUCCAAGCUCUUUUAGGCUGAAUAAACUCAGUUGUGUCGAUGGA
Messenger RNA from Hirundo rustica (Barn swallow), 1134 nucleotides. RefSeq names its product B9 domain containing 1 (gene B9D1). Gene Ontology annotation, cellular component: MKS complex. The record is from RefSeq and is a predicted model, not a curated record. Gene Ontology annotation, biological process: cilium assembly. Lineage: Eukaryota; Metazoa; Chordata; Aves; Passeriformes; Hirundinidae. The transcript has 7 exons. Bases 12 to 605 code for a protein of 197 amino acids.